AUGUCGUUGGAGGAGAAGUUGGCUAAGAUCAAAUCGCCAAAUCUUCAAAGUCAACAACAUACAACCGUAGUCUUGUCCUCGAUCGAAGAAACCCUCUCGGAGCAGAAAACCAAAUUCACACCCACAGCGUAUUUUGCUGCUCUGCUUGCGCUUCUCAAGCAGUCUUCGUCUGCUGCCCAGCAGUCUAGCGACAAUGAGAUUCUUACCUCCACAGUCUACCUCCUCGACCUAGUGACAUCUUAUGUAUCCGCGAGCCUCCUCCGAACACAGUUCAGUACGAUCCUCUCCCUCCUAGCACCAUUUCUAAGUGCCACGACCUCGAACGCGCCCUUACUGCGAUCUGCGAUUGGCUGUCUAGAGUCAUUAUUGGUGGCUCAGGACUCCGCAGCAUGGAAUCUGCCACAAAACCAAACGAGCCCUAGACAGGCCAUUGUGGUACUUCUUACACUAGCGAUUGACCCGAGGCCGAAGAUAAGAAAGCGGGCGCAGGAAGCAUUGACAAAAGUGUUGAAGACGCCCCCACCGGGCCCUGCAAUCGACCAUCCAGCUGCGGAACUAUGUGCGACGGCGGCGCAGAACAACCUCAAGAAUGCAGUGGAUACAGCCCAUCAAGCGAAGCGUCAGCGAGGCAGACCAGAUGAUAGUCAUGAACCCGCAGUGAUACACGCUCUGCAAUUGACCAAGACGAUCGCUGUGGCUUCUGGUGGAUGGCCUAGCAAGAAAAUCGAAUCUCUUUGCGAACUGCUCUUGGGAAUAUCGCGAUCGAGGAACGACUUUCUGGUGAUGAGCGCAUUUGAAGUGUUCGAAGUGAUAUUCGAGGGCAUGCAAGACGAGGUGUCAUCAUCCAAAUUACCGCGUUUGUUGGAGGCUAUAGUCGAGUUGAAACCUGCUCAGAACGAUUCGCAGCUGAUACCUCCUUGGAUAGCCAUUCUGUCCCGAGGAUAUGGCACAGCUGCAGCGGUUGAGCCGGAAGACACCUUCGCCAAGCUUCCUGAACUAUUCGACUUGGUGGCAGCCUUUUUGACUAGUCCGUCGCAUAACAUCAGAGUUUCAGCGUCAGAGUGUCUCAUUUCUUUCUUCGCCAACUGUGUCCCGGACAGCGCGAUAUCAGAUCCGUCAGUCUAUGACGAAAAGCUGUUGGAACAAAUCUCACAGAAGGCCCUCGGGCUCUUGGCUGUCAAAUAUCAGACGGCAUGGAUGGAAGUAUUCAGUGCUCUGGCAGCGUUAUUCGAUGCUCUACGGUGGCGGGGUGAUCCCUUUCUACUCCCGAUCGUGAAAGCAAUAGGACAAUUGAGGAGUAAUGAGGGCUUCCAAGGCAAAAAGGAAGCAGACGAGGUCCUGGGUCAUGCUAUUCGAAAUCUUGGUCCUGGGGCUGUGCUGAGCAUUCUACCGCACAAUUUGAUCAAACCACAGCCAGGUCAGCCUGGUCGAGCAUGGCUUCUUCCAGUUUUGAGAGAUCAUGUCUCGAACACGUAUCUGGCUCAUUUCAAAUCAGAUCUCGUCCCUCUCAGUGAAGCCAUGUAUCAACGCAUCCUUGAUCACGGCAAAGGUGAGAAGACAAUGGACGUCAAGAUCUUCGAGACGGUGAUACAACAGGUCUGGGCCACAUUGCCUGGAUACUGCGACUUGCCUUUGGAUUUGCAAGUUGCCAUGGACCAACCCUUUGCUGAAAUGAUAUCAAACCUGCUAUACCAACAGACCGAGCUCCGAGUUGAUCUUUGCAGAGGGUUGCAGAAUCUAGUGGAAUCCUACCAGGCAUUACUGGCAUCAGAUCUAUCGGACGAAGUGUUGCUCCUCGAACGACGCAUGUCACGAGCAGACGCCGAGAAGAACAUCCAGCAUCUGUCAACGUUUGCCGGAAACCUUCUAGCCGUGCUCUUCAACGUCUACAGCCAAACGCUGCCUCAGUCCCGAGCAUACAUUCUGCAGUGUAUCAACGCCUACCUCAGCAUUACUCCCGAGAAAGAUCUAGUCGACACAUUUGAACGCGUGUCCAAAAUGCUAGAGGAGGCACUACCAAAGCCGGAUCAGCCACCCCCGAAGAAAGAACAAAACCAGCCCGUAGGCAACAAAUUACCACCAACGUCUCAUACGCUUCUUGAUCUCGUCAUCGCCCUAUCUGUUCAUCUACCUCGAUCGACGUUCUCAUCUCUAUUCUCAAUCUCUUCGAACAUCCUGACAAAUCCAGUGGUGCUGAAAUCCGACCCGCAACUCAUCAAGAAAGCAUACAAACUGAUCCCCAGACUGUCAACUUCCAAGACCGGCUCCGAAGCCCUCACAGCCCGGAACACAGAACUGCAACAGCUCAUAUUGCAGACUUCCGAAACCACGCCCGUUCCUGCACGACGAGACCGCAUACUGGCGAUUCAAACGCUCAUCUCCUUCCUCCCCUUGUCCGAUCUGCACUUCAUCCCUAGCAUUCUAAGCGAAGUCGUUCUGGCGUGCAAAGACAGCAACGAAAAAGCACGAACAGCAGGCUUCGACCUACUCAUCGCCGUGACGAAUAAGAUCUCCGACCCUACGAAUCCACCAGAUACAGUCAUCCGAAACAGACUCGUGUCGCAUAUGCCGGACGACUCCCCGGAUGCGCCAGCUAGCCUCGAAGAGGUGUUCACCAUGGUCAGCGCGGGUCUGGCCGGUGUCGCUCCACAUAUGGUCGCGGCCAGCGUGAUCGCUCUGAGUCGAUUGUUGUGGGAAUAUCAUGGCCAGCUAUCGGACAAGACGAAAGAAGAGCUUGUCGACACGGUGACGAUGUUUCUGCAGUCGAAUAAUCGAGAAAUCGUGCGUGCGGUUUUGGGGUUUGUCAAAGUCAUGGUUGUUGUCCUGCCUGUUACGAUGCUCGAGCCGAGAAUGCCUGCGAUAGUGCCGGGCUUGAUGGCGUGGAGCAAAGAGAACAAAGGCCGACUAAGGGCCAAGAUCAAGGGGAUCCUCGAUCGGUGUUUAAGAAGAUUUGACGCGUCGAAGGUGGAGAGCUGGGCUGGUGGAGAUGAUCGCAAGAUGAUUGUCAACAUAAGAAAACGGAGAGACCGAGCUAAGAAGAAGACCAAGGGCAAUGACGAGGAAGAUGCGGAGGAGGAAGAAGAAUUCGGUGGGCGAGAGAAGCAUGACAAUGCAUUCGACGAGGCCGUGUACGGCUCUGAAGAUGAUGAUUCGGAGAUUGAUGGCGGCGAAGGAGACAGUGAUGAAGAUGGUGACGAUGCUAUGUCUGGCGUGGCGUUCAAGAAGUCCACCACUGCUGGAAAGAGAAGGGGCGAGCAGCAGUAUAUCCGACAGGAAGACGAGGAAGACGAGCCUCUUGAUCUGCUCGACCCGAAGAGUAUGGGCAACAUUUCGAGCAGGAAGUUGGGUCGACUACGAGAUGCUCAGGCCUCCUCCAGAAAGAUGUCAAAAGCGAAAGUCAACGAGGACGGCAAACUCGUUUUCGGUAACAUUGACGGCGACGAAGCUGACGAAGAUGUUGAUGUCGCGAUGUCAGGAGCUGGCGCCGGGCAGGAUAACUCGAUCAACGCCUACCUCGACGCCGUGUCGGGCGCCGAUGCGGUCCGACGUGGGCAGAAGGGCAAAUUGAAGGUCAAGAGCGGCAUGCAGAAGAAGGCCAAGCAAGAGACGCGUCAGAGAGAUGGUGAGGAGAUGAAUCUCGACGUCGAGGAAGCGAGGCAGGUUGCCCGCCAGAUCAUGCAAGGUUCGGGAAGUCCCAGGUCUCCUGGAGCAGGAGCAGGAGCAGAAGGAAGAGGAAGAGGAGGAGGAGGAAAGCAAGAUGCUAGACAGCAACGGCGAGGCCUAGGCGUGGAGAAGAGUAGAGGACCGAUGCAGACGCAGUCGAAGUUCAGGGGUGGCGGUGGUGUAGGGAAGAGAGGUAGGGGCAAUGCGAGGUUUGCUGGGCGGCAUGGAAGGAACUGA
Molecule: messenger RNA, 3900 nt
Organism: Exophiala xenobiotica
Lineage: Eukaryota; Fungi; Ascomycota; Eurotiomycetes; Chaetothyriales; Herpotrichiellaceae
Exons: 2
Coding region: 1-3900 (1299 amino acids)
Source: RefSeq, a predicted model, not a curated record